AUUGGGGUUUUUCAUCAGAUCAUCGUGUAAUCAAAAUCAAGCAUGGGUGUGACUAUCAAGCAGGCGGCCCUCAUCGUCGGCGGCCUCGGUGUCUUAUCUUUCAUCUUCGGAGUCAUUGCCGAGAACAAGAAGCCUGCGGCCGGAACCCCAAUUCCCGGUAAAGAUUCGGUUCUUUGUAAGUAUCCGUCGGAUCCCUCCGUCGCCCUCGGCUACCUAUCGGUUUCAUUCCUCAUUUUAUCUUCUUUCGCCGGCUAUUGGUCUCUGUUCUACCCUUACAAGGGAAAAUCUGUUCCACACUCUGUUCUCUUCCAAAGCACCAGUUUCACCAUCUUCUUCAGCAUCGCCUGGUUUACAGGUGGGUUAGCAGCGACUCUGCUGUUGUGGCCGACGAUCACAGAGCAUCUACACUUGACUCGCAAUGUUCAUCACAAUCUGGAGACACAAUGCCCAACUGCUAAGACUGGACUCCUUGGUGGUGGUGCGUUUGUGUCACUGGAUUCAGCCCUUUUCUGGUUAGUUGCUCUUAUGUUGGCUGAUAAUGCCCGUCAGGAUCACUUUGAUCAAGUUGAAAAUGGCAUUAAAGCUUAGGCUCUCGUAGCCGCUGAAAAUAAAUACCGUCUCAAAUGGGGUGCCCUGUAAUGCAGUUGAUGGCUCACGGGUCCAUCAUCAACUGCUUCAUAUCUUUCACACAACUAUCUUUUUAUCUUUAUGUCGAUGGUUUACAUUUCACAGUAAUAAUUAUCUAUGACUGGUAUUUGUUCAGCAAAUUAUAUGGAUCCCCAAAA
Molecule: messenger RNA, 785 nt
Organism: Hibiscus syriacus
Lineage: Eukaryota; Viridiplantae; Streptophyta; Magnoliopsida; Malvales; Malvaceae
Exons: 2
Coding region: 43-588 (181 amino acids)
Source: RefSeq, a predicted model, not a curated record